UUUCAACAGAUACACUUUUGCCUUUGGUCUACACGAGUUGAUCGGAAAAGUUAAAUCGAAAUUUAAUUUAAUUUAAAUUUUACAGCAGGUAGACAAAAGUGGAAGGUAUCUAAAAUUUCCUGUGAAAUCAUGCAUGAAAUAAUAUAUAACGCUGAUGAAUUAGCUUCACAGGCGACAUGGCUGCCUUUCAAAACCCGUUUCAAAUAUUCCAACCGAUUGACAUAGAGAUCAUACAGCACUGUGGAAGUAGUACCAAACUCAGUGUGUUUCAGGGGAAGGUAAAAAGUACCGGACUUGCAGUGGCGAUAAAAAAUAUUACAAAUGUAGGCCUACGGCAACAGGAGCUGGAUGACUUGAAACGUUUACAGCAUGAUCACGUCGUUAGACUGCUCGGUACGAUUGACCCUGGCAGUGGAGUGCCAACUGAGUUAGUGCUAGAAUACGCACCGAACGGAAACUUGUAUGAAUUCUUGAACACAGCUACUGAAUCUCUACCACGUUACUUAACUUGGUGUAAACAAGCAGUGUGUGCUGUUAGGUACAUCCACCAGCAGAAUGUCGCACACCGCAACAUCAAAUCCAAAAAAUAUUUAGUUUUUGGAGAUGUCAUUAAGCUCGCUGAUGUCGGUUUAUCGAAAAAAACAAACGACUUUACCAGCGAAAGAAUUACAAGUAAUCUUGGAAGUGCAGUGUCUUGGAUGUCACCAGAAGUCAUGGAUGAAAAUGACAACGUCGAUCACUUUAAAUCCGACAUAUAUUCUUUAGGAAUAGUCUUGUGGGAGUUGCACUAUCGCAAGAAGCCUUAUGAUAAAUGGAAGUUAAAAGAUAUCAUAAAGCACGUGAUUAAUUGUAAGGGUCAUCCAGAAAUUGAUAAUGGAUGUGACAUCCACGAGCUGUUGCUAAGCUGCUGGAAGUAUGAACCAAACCAAAGGCCAACUGCAGAGGAGAUUCUGACGUCACUGGGCAAAAACAAAGGGACUGCGAUUAUUCAAAACAGUAAGAUUCCUCAUGUACCUAACCCAAACACAAGCCUGCCUAUAAGGUCACUUCCACCAGUCCAGCCACCUGGAAUACCACCAACUGGAGCAACAGUAUUACCCGCAAAUCCAUAUCCAGAAUUAUCUGUGGAGGAUUUCAAUCAGGUGCUGUUAGAUGUUGCCUCAUGGUGGGAAAAACAUGGAGAUGUUAAUUUGCUGAAACUAUUACUUUGCGAUUUUAAAGAGAUUACUGUGGGCAAUAUACAGCAUAAAAAUGAGCCAAGGGAACUGCUGAAAUUACUCGAGGGACCUGGACAUAUUAGCCGAUCGAACAUUGAUGUUCUCGUCGAGGCUAUUAAUUUGGGUGGGUUGCAAGGUGUAGAAAAACUAAUCAAGGAUAAGUUAGGCCCGAAGAAAUUUCCGGGAUUUAGGAAAAUUAUAAAUCCUAUAUUCUCAAUAUACAGACGUAAUUUGGUAAAAUUUGGUCAAAUAUUAACGAAUAAAAAUAAGGCAAAAAUUGGCGAUUUAUACAGCUUCAGACCCGAACAGUUCGAAGAUCAAUGGGUUCUAAUAUUUGAGCUAGAACGUGCUGGGAUACUCACUGAAGAAUCGAAAGAUUCAUUCAUUAUAAAACUUAAACAGAAUGAGAUGACAAGCGAAGCCAAUAUAUUUGUAGACAAAAGCGAUUUGCAAAAAUAAAACAAGAUAAUUCUACAUAAUAUGAUGUAUAAACCACAAAAUUGUCAUUAAAAACAUGCUUUGUUUGUAUGCAUUUAAAAAAGAUAUUUUACUCUAAUUUCAGUUACAACUUGCCCUGCAUAAAAUGUUACUUGUAUGUUUUAUCAGUAUUAUUGUUUAUGAAUAAAAUAAAAUGUAAAUUGUGUAAUUUAAUGACAGAGUAAUCGUUUUAUUGUAUAGUACGCAGGUUUUUUUUAUAUACAUUGUAACAUUUUUUAUCUGUGUAUUUAUGAUACAUUGAAAAGACUGUAUUAUUUUACUAGGCCAUUGUAAACUUCUAAUAAUAACCCUGGGUUACUACAGUAUUAAUUUUGAUCGUUUUUAGGGUGGGUUACUAUUAGAGUAGGGUUUACUAUUAGAGUACCGUAGUGGAAAGUAUAAUACAUACUCCAAGUAUUGAAAUACACGCCAUCGUGUUGGGAUUCAAUAUUUCGACAUUAAUUAUGUCAUCAUCAGGGGAGUACCGUAGAGGGUUAUUAUUACUAAGCUUAAUGUAGGUACUUAAAAAUAUUGAACCCACACCCUCAACUUUUUGUGUCAGCAAUUCGUAGAAAUAAAUAACUACAAUACGAGUAAAAUAAAACUUUAAUGUUAUGUAUGAACUCAAAAACACAUGUCAGAAGACUUCUUGGAAAUUGAAAAACUGCCAGAUACAAUACUUUUACAAGUGGAAGUAGUGUAAAAAGGUUUUUUUUUUUGUUUUUUUGGUUACAUGUCGCCGAAGAAAAGUCGGAAAAAUAUUGGUUGUGGAUGAACUAUCAAAAGUUAUACUGAAAUAUCUUUAUAUUAAAUUAAAAUCGGAACAAUCCGUUAAGCAAAUUACAAAGGAUUAAAUUCAUCAACAGUCACAUUGUGAAGAAUGAAUAAAUCGUGUUAAAGUGACAAAAAUGUUGAUUUGAAUGUCAUUUUGUCUAUAGUUUUGGUAGCUCUAAUAGUAAUCCGGUGGGAUAUUAUUAGGUGUGAGUUAUUAUUAUAAAUUAACUUCUAGGAUGUAAUCGGUUAUUAUUAGAAGUUUUACGGUAUUACGUUUCUAAUAUAUUAAUUUAUUACCAUUAUGAGUAGAGAAACAUUUAUAACUUGUGUUACUCCCCUAUCAGGGAAAAUGGCUAAUAAAAAACGAAUGAAGUAGGUUCUACAAAAAUUAAUAUAACGAGAAAUUGCAAAUUACAAGUGAAGUGCUGCGAAGUACAACUGCAUAUAAAUGUUCUUCAAA
This is a messenger RNA of Anneissia japonica, 2928 nucleotides long. Its product is annotated as mitogen-activated protein kinase kinase kinase 2-like. The transcript is spliced from 4 exons. The record is from RefSeq and is a predicted model, not a curated record. Gene Ontology annotation, biological process: protein phosphorylation. Lineage: Eukaryota; Metazoa; Echinodermata; Crinoidea; Comatulida; Comatulidae. The coding region runs from base 177 to 1676 and encodes 499 amino acids. Gene Ontology annotation, molecular function: ATP binding; protein kinase activity.